ACGAGAACACCAACAGCUGGCAACAUUUGCUGCGGCAACAUUUGACGAGCAGCAGCUGGCAGCAUUUGUCGAAGCAACAUUUGAAUAGCAACGUUGCCACUACGACUGCAAUAGCAACAGGCAACAUUUGCUGCAGCAACAUUUGAGUAGCACUUUUGCGACUCGAUGUUGUUGCUUUUACUUGCUUUCAUUAUGAGAUACGUAGACAUUUCCAAAAUGCAACGGCGCCAACGCUGCACAUCGUGUGCCAGCGCUGGUAUUGAAUGCCCGCGCAGCCACAACAACAACAACAACUCAAAUACUGAUGCCAAUGGCAACACGCAGUGCUGGCAACAUGUGACUGGCACAAGCAACAGCAGCAGCACUAGUAGCGGCUGUGAUAGCAGCAGCUCCUCCAAGGAGAACUACUAUGCACCGCAGCAACAGCAACAGCAACAGCAACAGCAGCAGCAAAAAUAUUACAACAGCAAAGGCUUGACACAACAGCAAGUGCAGCAGCUACGCUACUAUCAAUGUAUGCAGCAGCAACAAUUGCAAUUGCUGCAACAGCAAUUGUUGCAGCGGCGUCGUUUGCAGCAGCAGCUACGUGAACAGGGUGUAAACGUAAGCAAAGCAACAACAACCAGCGCUGGACUCACCUGUAACCAGCAAUAUUUGAUGCAGCAAAGACAGCAGCAGCAACAAUAUGUUGCCAACUAUAACAACAACAACAACAACUGGAACAGGAACAACAACAAUGAACAGGACAAAAACUACAAUCUAAAUAACAACAAUUGUAUUGGCCCCAGUGUGGCUCAAGGUACACAUUUGCGACGUGGCAUGACAGACAUCUCAACAAUAAACGACAUCAACAAUAUCAGCAACAUCAAACGCCAUAUCGAACAUCCAUUCACUUCGCCACAAAGUUCACCCACAACUCACAAAUCAUAUGCCAAAACUAAUAUAAAUCAAACGCAAAUCACUUUGAAUUCACGCUUAACACAGCAGCAGCAGCAGCAGCAACAGCAGCAGCAAUCGUUGAGAGUCGGCGGUAAGCAACACAACAGCAACACGGCUGCAUUCAAUACAAGUUUGGCCAACGCCAGCGGCCCAGGCUCGGCUCCACAGUCCCCGCAGCAUUAUCGCAUCCCGUUGAAUAGUCCGAACAACUCGCUGUUCACGCUAGCCCAUGUGACGGCAGGUAAGCAGCGCUACAAGCAGCAGCAGCUGAACGACCGCCUGCUGCAGCAGCAACACUUGCAGUACUGCCAGCAGCAACAGCAGCAGCAGCAGUGCAACGAGGAACUGAGCGAUGAGAGCCUCAAGCAGAAUGUUGCCAUUGUCCUGAGCAACCUGGAUCGCUAUAACAGCGCGUUGCGCAGCAUCAUAUUGAAUGAGCAGGUGAACAACAUUAGCAGCAGCAGCGACAGCCUCUUUCUGCUCGACAACACUCUUGAGCUCGACAACAACAACUUCGUGAAGAGCAACGCAAUGGCGGCAACAAAUAUGGCAGCAGUUGUCACGCCCGAGUCCGAUUACAACAGCAAUGCAACAACGCCGGGAUCGCAGCAGCAGCAGCAGCAGCAACAGCAGCUUGGGGUAGGUGGAAUGCUUUGUGGUGGUGGUGGUAUUAGUGGUGUUGGUGGCGUCAGUGGCGUCGGUGGUGGCAACAAUCUCAACUGCUCGCUGGCUUCCUCGCAAGACUUUACUCACGACAAUUCCGAUUAUCAGUGGUUUCUCGACUACGGCUAUCGGGAUGGCUGCGGUGGCAUGCAGCGCAGCGUGCUCAGCUCGCUGUCGGCGUCUUACAAUGCAAUGGGCGACUUCAUAUACUAUGAGGAUCUGAAGAAUCUGGACGCCAAUCUGGCCGAGGUGGAUAUGGAAAGCUUUCGGGCAGAGGACAUACACUCGCUGCUCUCCCAGCUGCCCGCCUAUUGCAAGAGUUUGGGCGGCGCGAACAGUCGCCUGCAGCAAUCGCUGCUCUUCCAGCAGCAACACCAGCAACAGCAGCAGCAGCAACAACAGCAAUUGCAGCUGCAGCUGCAACACAGCAAUAUGAUGAGCAACAUGCAGCACAUGGCGCACAACAUGUCGCAGACAUCGACCACCUCUACGAACGAGCUAAUUGACAAUUCAUUUUGCAAAUCGGAGCUGCUCUUCUCGCCCGUCAAAGAGUCGCACAUAUCGGUGGACUCGCUCGACAUGGAUGCCUACCCGGACGAGGGCGACAUCAUAUUCACCUGCAACAAGGACAACUAUACAAUCGCUUUCGAGGGCAGCGUUCUCUACUCAGACGACAGUUUCUACGCGGAGCCCUGCGACAUUGCCGCCAGGAACAAACAAAACUGCAUCAAUCUGCACAGCAACCUGGACGAUAUUGUUAAGCGCAACAAGGCCCUGGAGGUAUCCAUGUCACGCUCGGCCCAAUCUUUUCAGCUGCCCAGCAAGUCGCCGAAGACACCGACUAAAGCUCAACUACAGCGACGCUCGCUUCUUCUUGUUUCGCCCGCACGCAGGUAUCCCUCGGGCAACAACAACAAUGGAGGAGGCGGCGGCGGAGGCUGCCUCGGAGAAACCAUCAUACUCACACGCCAUUUGCCGCAAUGCAGCGUACGCAAGAGCAACAGUCUACCAAAUUUACAUAUUGAGAUGAUGCUGAGCGAGGACCUGCAGCAGCAGCAGCAGCUGCAGCAGGAUAAACCGGAGUCAGAUCAUUCUGGGCCCUUGAAUGUCUCGCAGGCGAUAAGUACUUCAACAAUGGAAUCGUGCACAUCGCGCUCCAGAAAUUUGCUGCCCAUGUGCCAGAUGCCGAUCUCAAUCAGCGAGUCUAUAUCGGAGCGUCUGCAGCAGACGGACGAGCAGCUCAAUGAUGGCACGCCCACGCCGACGCCACAGCAUCAACAGCAGCAGCAGCAGCAUCAGCAUCAGCAUCAGCAUCAUCAUCAUUCGCACUCGCACUCGCAUCAGCAUCGCCACAAGCAUCGCUGCGGCUGCGCACUGUCCUCCACUCAAGGCAGUCAGAACUUUUGCUCUAAUGCUUCGCAUGGCUCUGGCUCUGGCUCUGGCUCUGGCUCUGGCUCCGGGUCUGGCUGCGGCUCCGCCUCGUCGGGCAACUCAAAUCCGGCCGCGUUCAAUCUAGUCAAGCUGUUCAUCAAGCAGAAGAGCAACAACAGCAGCAGCAGCAACAGCAACAGCUGCGCCCAGGAGGAGAACCAGGCCUGCGCGCUCACCUGCAUGGACGUCUCCUCGGGCUGCUGGCCGUCAAGCGACGCCGCCGUCUCCAGCUGCAGCAGUGGCUCGCUGGAGAAGCGGCUGCGCAAGAAGAGCAUGCACGACUCGGGCAAGGGCUCCGCUGUGAGUCGCCACGACGAGGAGGAGAACUACGAGGAUGCCGAGACAGCCGCCACGCCGAAGCGGCAGCUGCGCGCGCGCUGCGAGGCGCUGUUCUAUGACGACGGCGCCAGCUCCAGCUCGACGGGCUCGCUGACGGCCACCAAUUCGCCGGCACAUCGUCGCCGCAGCAUGCCCUUGCGCAAUCCGCAGCUCUAUCAGCUGGCGGCCAACUCGCAGACCCAAGCGCAGACCCAAACGCAGAUGCAGACGCAGACGCAGUGCAGCCAACAGUCGUCGGAGGCCAGCAACUCGGAGCAGUUGACCGAGGUGCCAAUGGCUGGGGCUAAGGCACGGCGUGGGUCCAGCAAUCGGCCCCUGUCGUGCGCCUCCAGCUCAGAGAUGAUCACGCGCUCCAUUCAGACAUCUUGCGGCUCGCUGAGCACAACGCACAGCAGCCUGAGCGAACGCUAUCGAUGCGUGCCGCCCUCGUUUCUGGCCAAGCUGCACAAUUUGGGCGAGCAGUGCGAGGCGCCCAUCUACGUGAUCUAUCCGAACUACGCGCUGCCCGAUCUGGGCUUCGUCAAGACCAGCAGCAGCAGCACCGACGUCAUCUUCACGCCCUUCAACUACAAGAUGACGCUGGAUAGCGCCGGCGUCGGUGCCACCUCGACGGGCUCCCUGAGAAAGCAGCGCAGCAGCCAAAGUGCGCAUGAAAAUGAGCUGUUCAAGACGCUGGAUUACAAGCACAUUUCGGAUUGGCAGUCGCUGGUGACGCUGCUGCCCGCGGAGUACCGGCGGCGCCUGCAACACAUUCCUGAGGUGCGUCAGAUUGCGAGUCAGUUGGACGCGGAGCUGUCGCAGCGUCCACUCUUCUGCAUGUCGCCGCCGAUACGGCGCAGUCGAGCGAGCAUUUGCGACUGCGCCAAGAACUUCCAGCAGACUCAGCUGGACGAGGCGUCCAGCUCGGGCUCUAGUCAGCCGCCCAGCUCGGGCUAUCGUGGCUCCUCGACGCUGCUCACCGAUUCGGAGGUGGACGCGGACCCGUUGAAGCAGAUGUAUGUCUACCAAUAUGAGCAGCAGCGCAUGGACUCGGGCGUGGAGACGAGUCCAGCCAGUCGGCCGCAGCCGAUGCCGCGCAGCAUCCUGCGCAAGGCGAACUCAGCGCAGAUGCGCACAAAACGCAAUUCCAUGAUUGAGGCCAAGCAGACGCAGCAGUUGUCGAAGCUGGAGAAGCGACGCAGCCUGCAGGAGCCGCCCUACAACUACGCUCUGGGCUCCACAGACGAACUAGCCGAGGUCUUCGAGGAGGAGGAGCACCAGCAGCAGCAGCAGUCAGUCAACCCAACGCAGCCAACCAAACAGCGACUUUCUCGCAAGGAUCUGGACGCGCGGGCUCGAGCUGAAAACUUUUUGGCCUCGUUGCCUCGCUCGGAGCUGAAGUAUUACGCGGAGAUAGCGGCGAUUCUAGAGUCUUCCGGCGAGCAGGUGCAGUACGAUGCGGCGGCACUGAAGAAGGAGGUGAGCCGAGUGCUCAGCCAGCAGAAGAAGGUCUCCUUCAACGAUGUGGCCAACUGUGAGGCUGAGCUGCAGCAGCUGCAGGCGAAGCGCUUUACGACGCCGCCGAAUUCGCCAAACAUUUCCAUAGCUGCGCUGCAGCGACGCGACACGCUCGACGUGCAGGAGCAGCGCAAGAUCGAGAGCAAUCGCUUCAAGCGUCUGCAGAUCCAGUGGGAGCUCAUGAGCAAGGACUCGAGCAUGCUCAAAGAGCUGGCCAGCGAGCAGGCCACCAAGAGCGGUGGCUCCACGCCUACCUCGACGAACUCAGCCAAUUCCAACUCAGCGCAAAAGUCGCGCAUACCGCGCCCAGUCAGCUACCCAGCGGGCAGAAGUCCGAAGCCAAGUGCCACAACGCCGGCUGUCAGUAAAAGUAACAGAAAUUCGCCAGCUAAUGUUAUCUCUCCACAAAUCUGCAGAGUCAGCGGCGUGCACGAUGCGGCCAGCAGUGGCAAGUGCAGCACCCGAUCUCCCAGUCGCAUUGUGCAGCCGAAGCGCUACAGCCUGGCCACCACGCCCACUUCAUCAGCCACGCCGACGGCUGGACGUGCGCGCACACCCACAGCCACACGCGCAGCCGCACCCGCAGUCACGGCUCCAAAUACACCCAAGCGUCAAAGUGCUGCAGCAACGUCCAGACCCACAUCGCGAGUGCGUUAACAACGGCAGCGCUGAAUGGAAGAGAAGCGACCUUACUGGACGAGGGCGAGAAAGGCGUUUAACAAUAUCCAAAACCAACUCAAACAUAUUGAAACAAAAACAAGAAAACAACAAUGAAACAUUGUAUAAAAUAUAUAUAGAUUAAGGCUUUGCGCGGCUCGUUUGCUUAGACAACUGGCCACAGAAGUGCGCCUGGGUAAAGUGAUACCAGAACGGAGAGAGAGCGAGAGAGAGAGAGAGAGAGAGAGUUUUAGAUCAAAGUAAGAUCUGAUCAGGCGCACAGCGGUCAGCAAGUGCUAAAGUAUUUUUUGAUUGAUUUUUAAGUUCAAGUGCAAGCAAUAGCGGAGGUAGCUAAAUUUCUUUCGUUUACCUUUUUGACAAUUAUACAAGACAUAAAUGCCAAUAUGCAAAUAUUUUGAUGUAUAUAUACACACACACACACACAGCCACACACACUCACACGCAAACUUAAAAGUUAUUUCCAUUUAGCUAAUCAAAAAGAAAAGAUAAACAUAUUUAUGACACACAAAUUUAUACCUAUGAUAUAUAUAUAUAAAGAUGUACGUUAUGCUGAUUAUAUGAGUACAUUCGGGGACAUGGAACGUUUGAUAAGCGUGAGACGAGUAAGAGAUAGUGGAAUAUGCGUAAUGCUCAAAACUAUGAUUGAGGCAGGAACAUUCAUUAUGCCUACAAGCAAAUAAUAUUAUUACACAGGCCAACAAAAUUGAAGGAAAUUUCAUAAUCAAGCAGCAGGCAAUACUUUCCAGAAGGUCUUUGACUGGCUGUCCACGAAACUAGGGCUUAUGAGGACGAAGAUGCAAAGCAUUCAAGCUGCUAUAAAUAUGGUAACUUCUCAGCUGCGACUAGUUACUGAAAUGUUUUAAAGUCUUUCUAUAUCACUGAAAUAUCAUCUAUUGAAUUUACUAACCAACUGAAACCCACAUCACCUUCUUCCUGCGCUCACUACCAUCAAGUCUUCUUCAGCAGCUGAUAACUUCUUGACAUAUAAAGAUUUUCGAACAUUUCAAAAAGGUUUUUUUGAGCAGAGAAAUAGUAGUAAGAGAAAGCCAAGGCUUGAAAUUGUACAACUUUGAUAUUGAUUUGAGAAGAUAUUUUGAUAUCUGAGAAGAUAUUUCUGGCCCAGUUUAAGUGACGAUUGCAGCAAGUGAAAAACUUUGUGGAAGCUAAAGUUUGACUCGUGUAUUGAGAUAUCAAAUGCAUAUUAUUUGGCCUUUUACAAAACUGAGUAAAUCAAUUUUUACAUUGCCUUCAAUAUAUUUAGCGAAAAACACAGAGAGAGAGACAGAGAAAGCGCUUAGCAAAUUUGUAGUUUUGACAAUGAUUUUGGGAAUUUUAUUUUUGCUUUUACUUGAGUUUUUUUGAACUGCUUUUUGCUUUGCCUAAGCCUAAGUUCAAGUGAUUUCAGAUCGUACGAUUUAAUAUUGUACUAUAUAGACGCCUACAUUAAUUACUCCUACUAUGAUUUGUACUUCAAUCUAAAAUCAGAAGCAGAAGAAGAAGAGGAGAAACUAGCUAUUCUUAAUUACUGGAAGACAUAACUUAUAGUUUAAGCCUUAAACUUAACCGACUUUUGUAUCCUUAAUUGUAUAGACAUUUUUAUUGUAUAUCAUAUUUACAAGCGGAAGAAAACAUGUAUUUGUGGGUGAACUGUAUCAUGGAGAAGGAUAUGCGGGAGAAUUAAUUAUAUAUAUAAAUAUAUAUAAACAAAUAUAUAUUAUAAAUAAUGCAAAAAAGA
Messenger RNA from Drosophila hydei, 7282 nucleotides. RefSeq lists its product as uncharacterized. The coding region runs from base 166 to 5526 and encodes 1786 amino acids. Lineage: Eukaryota; Metazoa; Arthropoda; Insecta; Diptera; Drosophilidae. The transcript is spliced from 6 exons. The record is from RefSeq and is a predicted model, not a curated record.